Naegleria fowleri is the source of this 309-nucleotide messenger RNA. RefSeq lists its product as uncharacterized. Lineage: Eukaryota; Heterolobosea; Eutetramitea; Acrasida; Naegleriidae. The transcript has a single exon. Bases 1 to 309 code for a protein of 102 amino acids. The record is from RefSeq and is a predicted model, not a curated record.
AUGUCAUCACUUUCUCGGGAUGCUGUGUUGAAAACCUAUCGAAAUAUUUAUCGUAUUUUGAGAACGACAAGAGAAUUAACGGGUAGUACGGAAUCAUUGAAAUAUUUUCAAAAGCAAUUUAGAGAAAUUAAGACGAAUCCGGAAAUGUAUCGAAAGGCUCAACUCUAUGAACAAUACAUUACAUCAUUAAAGGAGUAUUCGGAAUUGAUACAAAUGUAUAAGGUCGGAAAAUAUGAACCAACAUUGCAUGAUUUAUUGAAAAAUUCGGCAGCAAUGGCUGGUGUUUCUCUUACUCCGAAGGAUCAAUAA